AUGAGUAAGCGUCGUACAUUUUUAUUACGAGCAUUUCUAUACACAUGUGAUGUGACACGUGCUUUUUAGGUUCACGAAGUAGCGGGAGAAAUCAGAUGCAAAGAAAUUUAUCGCAGCCAAGCGUCGGAGGAAGAAAUGCAAGAGACGUUGUGUACUACUCUCAGCCAAGUACAAGCUCAAGCGUACUUUCUUUGUCACAAAAUUCUUCUUCUGAUUACGCGAUUUCUAAAGACAACGAUCAACUUGUUAAUAGUCUGAUACGAUAUCUUCUCACGUUGGACGGAGGGAAACAAAUGAUUAGUAAAGCUCGUAUAAUAAAAAAUGUCUUUGGCAAUCGUGGGAAACAUUUCGUUCAAACGAUGAACAAAGCGAAAAAUCUCUUGUCAAUGGUUUUUGGAUAUCAACUGAUAGAACUGGAAGGUGGCAAGUACAUGCUGGUAAAUGAAAUAGAAAACACAUUGCCACAUAUUUAUCCUUCUGUGACCGAGAGCAGCCAAAUGGUACUACUGCUCGUAGUACUCACUCAUAUCUUCAUGCUUGAAGACUGUUGUAGCGAAGAACUUUGUUGCUCAAGGAUACCUUAACAAGACAGUGCUGGAAACGAACGAUUCGACAAAAGUGGAAUUUACGUGGGGACACCGUGCAGAGUACGAAUUUUCUCGACGUACGGCUUUAGAAUUCGUGUCUGAGGUAAGAAGUAGUAAUAAUUAAACAUAUAUCCAGCGAUAAAAGCUUAUAUUUCUAUAACAGGUGUAUGACGGACGUCCGAUAAACAGUUGGCAACUGCAAUUUAAAACUUUAACUGCUCGAGAAGCAGCAAAUAAAUAA
Messenger RNA from Heterotrigona itama, 828 nucleotides. The record is from the annotation of a GenBank genome assembly. Lineage: Eukaryota; Metazoa; Arthropoda; Insecta; Hymenoptera; Apidae.